Linum trigynum is the source of this 306-nucleotide messenger RNA. The record is from the annotation of a GenBank genome assembly. NCBI's taxonomy places the organism in Eukaryota, Viridiplantae, Streptophyta, Magnoliopsida, Malpighiales, Linaceae.
AUGACUUCGAAAGACGCUUCCAUCUCGAGGAAGGGAGAAGAGAAGAAUGUGAUACAAACAAAGACCCCUCUUAAGCAAGUUGUUGGUUGGGAAGCACUCAACCCUCAACCACUUACCAUUCAAGGCUUAGAACCAUCUAAUGAUGACGACCUACUAGAAAGUGAAGGAGACGCGAAGCGCCUAAGACGCCAAUUGGCGAAGUUCCAAGAAGCAAACACUCCAAAUGGCAAGCAUGCAAGGACAACUGGACCAAGUAAUGACAGCUCUAUCAACGUUGACAAAGGGGCACGAUCACGCGUCCCCUAA